AUGAAAGGCAAAAUUGCUGAGCAAAUUACAUCAAUGAUUCUGAAACAAUUAGAAAUGGACGACAUUAACAUUCAAGACUGUCGUGGACAAGCAUUUCAUAACGCGGCAGUAAUGGCAGCCUCAACUCAUCGAUGGGAUAUCUUGAUUGAGAUAACUGGUGCAACUUUCAAACGGGCCGGGGAAACGAGAUGGAAUAGUCGAGCAGAUGCAGUGAAAGCUGUGCUUAUAAGAUUCACGAAAAUCAUCGUUGCGCUAGAACGGUUGAUGGAAGAUGCAGAAAAUACAACUACGAGAUCUGAUGCAGGUUUAAUCCUGUCAUUUUUUUUCUUGUCAUUUCUUGGCCUUUGGAGAGAUAUACCUCCUGAAAUUAAUGACACUCAAAAGCACCUCCAAACAAAAGGUCUGGAGUUGCAACAAUGUGCCAUUAAACUAUCAGCGUCGAAAACUUCUCUACUUGUAAGCAGAGACAAAACAGUAGAUGACAUGUUGGCCUAUUCAACCGAAAUUUGUUCUGAAAUGGGAAUCAGCCCAGAGCGUCGAAUUCGCAAAAGGAAAAGAAUGAGCUAUGAAGAAAGAAUCCAUGCUGCUCUCUGCUACGACGCUGAGUUAAGAAGAGAAAUGUUGUCAAUGAUAGAUAGACUGGUUGAAGAAAUAACCUCUAGAUUCGAAAGACUUCACGAUAUUGCAAAGAAAUACACCUUUCUCACACCGUUCAAUUUGUUAGAUAAAAAGUGUAAUUGUGAUGUAGAUGCUUUUGGUGAGAAUAUUAAAAGAGAAAAUUUUCUGGUUGAAAGGGCAAGGCUACAAUAUUAUUUGGCGGCUGUUGACGCUGAAGACAUGGAAGGGCCUUUGCAAGUUCUUCAGUUUAUUCAGAAAUAUAAUCUUAUUGAUUCAUUGCCAAAUAUUGUAAUACUUUUAAAGCACUUCCUAAAUCGUGCCAUUAGUAUUGCUAGCUGCGAACGGUCCUUUUCUAAACUAAAGCUUAUCCAGAACCACUUCAGGUCAACAAUAAUUCAAACAAGGUUGACGGAUUUGGCAAUACUAUCCAUAGAGCGCGACCUUGCGGAUAAAAUUAAUUUUGAUGAAGUCAUUCAAGAUUUCGCGAAGAGGAAGGCACGGAAAAUCAAUUUAUAA
Octopus bimaculoides (California two-spot octopus) is the source of this 1134-nucleotide messenger RNA. RefSeq lists its product as uncharacterized. Lineage: Eukaryota; Metazoa; Mollusca; Cephalopoda; Octopoda; Octopodidae. Gene Ontology annotation, molecular function: protein dimerization activity. The record is from RefSeq and is a predicted model, not a curated record.